AGAGUUGCGUACUUAAGUAUAUACACAAUAUACAAGAUCCUUCCUUGGUUGGCGCGACGGUGCCUGUGGAUGAGCCAGCGCGUUUUUUAUAUUCAUACUGUUUAUUUCUCGACUCGUAACUCAGUUCGUAUAUACCAAAACUGGACAAUCCGGACUCUUUGCAUUUUUUACCCUUCCCCCCCAUACGGUGCUCCUGAGUCCGCACUUUGUUUUUCUCAACCCAUAGUUUUCCUUUCUGUUCCAAAAUUAUGGCAUCUUUAUCAACAGCCGCUAACACCACCGAAGUCCUAAUCAUCGGCGGUGGGCCCACGGGACUAACCCUCGCCCUCGAGCUGUCCGUCCAGAAAGUCCCUUUCCGGAUAAUUGACAAAGCUACCGUCCGAAGCGAUAAAAGCCGGGCCCUCUCGUGCCAACCUCGCAGUCUGGAGCUGCUUAUGCGGUACGGUGAUUCUCGCGAGCUCGCCGCAAGGGGAAACGCGAUAAAGGGUCUGCAGUACAUCUUGAACAAGAAGGUCGUAUCGACGGUUGAAACAGACGGCAUAGACUUGAACGACACCGAGUUCCGGCAGCCCCUAAUCCUUUCCCAGCACGAGACCGAGACAUGGCUGGAAGUGAGGCUAGCGGAGCAGGGCCUCGCCGUCGAACGGGGUGUGACGGCUACGAGCAUCGAGCAGGAUGUUGAUGGGGCUACUGUGCGAUUGACUCUGCCAGACGGAGCCUGCGAGACGGUACGAUGUCAAUACUGCAUCGGCUGCGACGGCGCGCACAGCUUCGUCCGGAAACUAGCGGGUCUGCGGUUUGAAGGCGAACGAUACGCGUCCGAGUUCGCUUUGUGCGACGCACAUGUCAAGUGGGAGCACUCGCUCAAACAUAUCACGGUGUGUAUGGGUAAGCGUUGGAUGGUUCUUCUGCCUCUGGGAGAUGGCAGGGUGCGGAUGGGCAUGUGCACGGUGAAAGGCGAGGAGCAGCCGAGCCUGGAGCGGUUCCGGCGGGAGUUUAAGCGGCUUGUGCCAGGGCCAUUCGAGCUAUACGGUGCGGAGUGGUUGACUACGUUUCGGCUGCACCACCGAAUUGCGGAUGAGUUCAGGACGGAGCGGUUGCUCGUUGCUGGAGAUGCGGCGCAUAUACAUAGUCCAAUAGGGGGCCAGGGUAUGAAUACGGGGAUCCAAGAUGCGGUCAAUUUGGGGUGGAAGCUAGGGUGCGUGGUUCGUGGAGAGAAACCGGAUUCGUUCCUUGAUACGUACACUCAAGAGAGGCGACCGGUCGGGCUCAAGAUCUUGUCCACUACGGAUCGUAUGUUUAACUUCUUGACGGGGACGAACUGGCUGUUCGUCGCCAUGCGCAAUCUCUUGAUGCCUUGGGUUUUGCCACGGGUCUACGACACUCGUGAGAAGCGGGAGAAAAUGUUCCGUUUCAUGAUGGAGCUGGGCCUGAACUACCGCCGCAGCCCCAUUGUGGAUAACACCAAUGGGGUCGGGGCCUCCAUCCAGGCAGGCGAUCGCGCCCCUGACGGGAGACUUCAGGGGGCCGACGGAACAGACAAGCAGCUUCAGCAGCUGUUCAGGGGGCCGAACCAUCAUAUUGUCGUAUUCUCAGGGCUGGGGCCGGGUCGAGAUGUCAAGGAGCAGAUCCAUGACUUCAGAAGAAUCGUGUCUAUGAAACAAGAUAUGCUUUGGAGAAAGGCCGAAAUUCACAAUAUAUGGUCGGAGGAGUUGUUUGCGAACUCAGGUCGGCUUGAUGUUAUGAAUGCCCUCCACUUCCGGUACGGGAUGACCGAGGCUGGAUUUAUACUAGUGCGGCCUGAUGGGUAUGUGGCACAGAUAGGAGUUUUGCCGUACCUGCCACCGUAUUAGGGGAUUUCAUGAAUUGUUUUAGGUCCUACUGAUAUGACUGGAGUGUCGUUAUUUUGGCCUGUGUUAGUGGGCAGCAUUGGGUAGUUUGCUAUAAUAUAUGAAAGUAAACUCUAAUUCUUCAAUCAUGCCGAGCGCCAGAUAUUAUCAAGACAUCAAAGAGGUCCAGGUAGCUGGUGCCGAUAAUAUCAUUCAACUAGCGCAUCCAUUGUUGAUGACACGAGCAUCCCUGUGAUCCAGCUGUAUCGU
Messenger RNA from Pseudomassariella vexata, 2099 nucleotides. RefSeq names its product FAD binding domain-containing protein. The coding region runs from base 249 to 1853 and encodes 534 amino acids. Lineage: Eukaryota; Fungi; Ascomycota; Sordariomycetes; Amphisphaeriales; Pseudomassariaceae. The transcript is spliced from 2 exons. Gene Ontology annotation, molecular function: FAD binding. The record is from RefSeq and is a predicted model, not a curated record.